CGACCCCGGAAGGUUGUGGCGUGGGGGCCGCGGCCGCACGGGGAGCGAGGGCGGUUGGUGUCAGCAGCAGCGAAGGGUCGGAGCCGGGGCCCUGCGCCUCCUCCCCGCCGCCCUCCGCAGAUCCCUUUGGCUUUGAAGAGGAGCUGCAGUACCUACGGCCUUGCUGCCUAAGGGAUGGGAUCAGAGAACAGUGCUUUAAAGAGCUAUACGCUGAAAGAGCCACCAUUUACUUUGCCCUCUGGACUUGCUGUUUAUCCUGCUGUGCUGCAAGAUGGCAAAUUUGCUUCAGUUUUUGUAUAUAAAAGAGAAAAUGAAGACAAAGUUAAUAAAGCUGCCAAGCACUUGAAGACACUGCGUCACCCCUGCCUGCUGAGAUUCCUGUCAUGUACUGUGGAAGCAGAUGGCAUUCAUCUGGUCACUGAGAGAGUGCAGCCUCUGGAAGUGGCCUUGGAAAGGCUGUCUUCUGCAGAGAUUUGUUCUGGGAUCUAUGACGUUUUGCUGGCUCUCAUCUUCCUUCACGACAGAGGACACCUCACACACAACAAUGUCUGCUUAUCAUCUGUGUUUGUGAGUGAAGAUGGGCACUGGAAGCUAGGAGGAAUGGAAACUGUGUGUAAAGUUCCUCAGGCCACUCCCGAGUUUCUGAGGAGUAUUCAGGCAGUCAGAGACCCAGCGUCUAUCCCUCCUGAAGAGAUGUCUCCAGAGUUCAGCCCUCUCCCGGAGUCCCACGGACAUGCCCGGGAUGCCUACUCGUUUGGAACACUGGUGGAAGGCUUGCUCACCGUCUUACGUGGACAGGUUUCAGCGGACGUGCUCUCCAGCUUCCAGCAGACCUUGCUCUCAACUGUGCUGCAUCCCAUCCCUCAGUGUCGGCCGGCGCUCUGCACCUUACUGUCCCACGACUUCUUCAGAAAUGAUUUUCUAGAAGUUGUAAAUUUCUUGAAAAGCUUAACAUUGAAGAGUGAAGAGGAGAAAACUGAAUUCUUCAAGUUUCUGCUGGAUAGAGUCAGCUGCUUGUCAGAGGAAUUAAUAGCUUCGAGGUUGGUACCUCUUCUGCUGAAUCAGUUGGUGUUUGCAGAGCCAGUAGCUGUCAAGAGUUUUCUUCCUCAUCUGCUUGGCCCCAAAAAAGAUAAUGCACGGGGAGACACGCCUUGCUUGCUCUCGCCAGCCCUGUUCCAGGCGCGGGUGAUACCCGUGCUGCUUCAGCUGUUCCAGGUUCACGAGGAGCACGUGCGGCUGGUGCUGCUGUCUCACAUCGAGGCCUACGUGGAGCACUUCACUCAGGAGCAGCUCAAGAAAGUCGUCCUGCCGCAGGUGUUACUGGGCCUGCGUGACACCAGCGAUUCCAUUGUGUCAAUUACUCUUCAUAGCCUCGCAGUGCUAGUCUCUCUACUUGGACCAGAAGUGGUUGUGGGAGGAGAAAGAACCAAGAUCUUCAAGCGUACUGCCCCAAGUUUUACUAAAACUGUUGACCUUUCCCCACAAGAUUCUCCCCUGCACGUCGGCUGCAGCCAGCACAGUCAGAUCUCGCCAGCCUUGGAGAAACCCUCUAGCAUAUUCCCUAAGUGUUUCCUUUCUGGCAACAUGCCCAUCAGCAGCAAGAAGUCCAUACAGCAAGAUUACUACAGUACUCUUUUACAGACAGGUGAUCAGUUUUCUCAGUCUGUUAAAUUUCCCAUGAACGGAAUCUCAGAUGUCAAAAGUACUUCAGGAGACAGUGAAAAUUUCCCAUCAGACCCUAAGAAGUCUGAGGAGUGGCCUGACUGGAACGAGCCUACGGAGCCUGAGAACCAAACCAUGGGCACACAGAUCUGGCCUCCAGAACCCUGUGAUGCUGCUGCCGAGGAGCCCAGAAGUGGAGGGACUGGAAUAAACCUGGGAGCUGGGAUCCCCGCUGCAGUGCCUGUGACUUCAGGGGAGCAGACGCCCAUCCCUGCUUCACUGCCCCUCAUUGAGGAACCUACACCUUUGAAAUCAAGCCCACCCCAAAAGAUCAGUUUAGCACAGAGUGACCCGGACAAAAUCAAGCCACCAAAAGUGCUGUCACAAGAAAGGCCCCUUAAACUUCCAUCUGAACUUGGCUUAGGAGAAGAGUUUACAAUCCAAGUGAAAAGGAAGCCAGCACAAGACCCUGAGUUGGACUGGUUUGCAGACAUGAUCCCAGAAAUUAAGCCUUCAGCCACGUUUCUUAUUUUACCUGAACUGAGGACAGAAACAGAUGAUGUCUCGCCCGGGAUGCAGUUUUCCUCAAAAUUUGCUGCAGCAGAAAUGAGUGAAGCAGAGGCUGAAGGCUGGGGAGAAGAAGGGGAGCUGAACUGGGAAGAUAAUAACUGGUGACAACGGGUAUGAGCUGAACUUUAGGAGCAAUGAUUCCUUUAAAAAAAAAAAAUCAAUACCUCAAAACCAGGCUGUGUGGACAAAACCCUUUUGCAGCCUGUGCUUCCUAUGCCAGGAGCUCUCUUCACAGUCUGUGCCAACUGACGUGAGACCAACCUCAAGUGCUGACUGGACGCGCGGAGUGGUCGGGAGGCUCAGCACAGGUUCCUGGGAGGAGGAGCCCGUGUGCAUUUGACUGAGGCCAGUUUCCCUGAAGAGCAAGCGGGUGAGGCCAGGCCAAGUGGACUGCCUCUUCCAGGACAGUCCUGGAAGUCAAGACGAUAAAUAUAAAACCCCAAACUGGUUAGCUUAAUUUUGUGCCAUUUCUUGAACAGUGAGAAGAGUAGUAGUCUAUUAUGAAAAUAUGACUUAAAAAAAUUUAGCUAUAAAUUAUAAAUGAUUUAAAUUGCUAAGGUCACCUUAGGCAGCUUAUUUAUUUGUUUACAGUAGUCCUGAGUAAAAGGCCCUUUGUGGACCUGGGCAGUCACCGACUGUUCACGUGUAUUACAUUGUACCAAAGUUCUUAAUGAGAAAUAUCCCCCACAAUCCUGUUCUCUACAUGUCAAUAAAGACUAUUUUCACUAGA
This is a messenger RNA of Marmota flaviventris (yellow-bellied marmot), 2962 nucleotides long. RefSeq names its product SCY1 like pseudokinase 3 (gene Scyl3). The record is from RefSeq and is a predicted model, not a curated record. Gene Ontology annotation, molecular function: protein kinase activity; ATP binding. Gene Ontology annotation, biological process: protein phosphorylation. NCBI's taxonomy places the organism in Eukaryota, Metazoa, Chordata, Mammalia, Rodentia, Sciuridae.